AUGGUCCAGCUUCAGCUCAUUGUUUCGUGGCUUUGCUUGGCAUCACUUCCAUUUGCAGCAGCGCUUCCUGCAACCGAUUCAGCCGUGUGCAAAAACCCUAUUAAGCGGCUGGAAUGGAGACAAUUGUCAGACCCACAGAAACGCAGCUACAUCAAUGCCGUCCUCUGCUUAACGACUAAGAAGGCCAAGUCGGGAAUUCCAGGAACUAUCAAUCGAUUCGAUGAUCAUCACGCUGUACAUGUCAGUCAGAGUGACAGCAUUCAUUUUGUAGGACACUUCUUGCUAUGGCAUCGUUACUUUGUCGACACAUACGAGAAAGCUCUUCGCGAGUGUGGUUAUACGGGCGGUCAGCCGUACUGGGACUACACGAUAGAUGCAGAGCCUCAGAACCCCAGCUCUACCCGCAUUUACGAAUCUGAAAUCUUCCAACCGGAUACCGGCUUUGGCGGCAAUGGUAUCAAAGUCGAGCCUACCCCUGAGCAGAACUUUCUGAACCUUACUGGAGGAACGAGCGGAGGAUGCGUUCAGACUGGCCCUUUUACCCCCGAUAAGUUCAUGGUUAACUAUCCUGGCCCACCAUCCUGCCUGCGUCGCGACUUCAUGCCCCCUCUCCUCAACACUUGGGCAGAUCCAAAACUGGAAAAGGCGCAACUUGAAGCACCAGAUUUUGUAACCUUCGACCGCACGAUGCAAGGCUCGAAAACUGUCUUUGCCCCAAAUAUUCAUGGCAGUGGUCAUUUUGGUGUUGGCGGCGUAUUAGGACAGGCUGGCGACCCUGCCAACUCCCCUGGAUAG
This is a messenger RNA of Alternaria arborescens, 795 nucleotides long. RefSeq lists its product as hypothetical. The transcript is spliced from 2 exons. Lineage: Eukaryota; Fungi; Ascomycota; Dothideomycetes; Pleosporales; Pleosporaceae. Gene Ontology annotation, molecular function: oxidoreductase activity. Bases 1 to 795 code for a protein of 264 amino acids. The record is from RefSeq and is a predicted model, not a curated record.